Amoebophrya sp. A25 is the source of this 4392-nucleotide messenger RNA. Lineage: Eukaryota; Dinophyceae; Syndiniales; Amoebophryaceae. The record is from the annotation of a GenBank genome assembly.
AUGCAAUCUGGAGGCCGCGUCGAGAUCGCUUCUUGUCGCGUUUGCGACCGCCUCUUUCGGCCUCGUACUGGCGAUGCUAGAGAAUCGCGUAAAUUAAGGUUAGUCUGUGUAGUGGAUGUAAAAUCUCUUCAAGUAGAUUGUCAGCUUAUCUGGGCUGGUGGACUAUCCUGAGCGGGCUUUUCCUCGUGGAGGUCAGUCAAUGGGAAUAAACUAAGGGGAAUAAACUAAGAGGAAAAACAAGACAAGUCACUCAACCUGGGAUCGUGAUCACCGACUACUAUCUUUAAGUAGGCUGCACAUCUUGCAGAUGGUGAGAAAUUCUGGAUGCCAUGCGCAUUUCUGCUACGGUGUCAAUGACCUGGGUAUGGAUCGCAACGGCCUCCAGGCCGCGAAAGAUAGGGCGAUUGCGUCGGGACGAGGACGAGGGGGCGCUUCAUCUAAUGCUGGUAAUUCCUCCUCUACUGCUCAACAACGUUAUUCUGGAUCGGGAGCUCCUGGAGGAAGGAACAAUAAUCAUCCGAAUCUUCGCGCUGGUACUGGUACAACCAGUACUGGGACUACGGCUUCACCUGCAACUACGGCGAAUCACAAUCAUGGCACCAAUGCAACUACUUCUACCACAACUACUAGUGUUCAUGGUGGAGGUGGUACGAACAACAACAACACCAAUGGUAGUACAAGUGACGACCCUGCUGCUGGUCUCGUUCGUGGGAAUCCAUCGGACUUAGGCAGCCUCGAUGGUCGAUCUUGGAAGACCUGUGUUCUCAAUAUUAAGGCCAUACUAAGACGAACCCUAAAAGCUCGGCCCUAACUAGAGUGUUCACGGCAGGCGAGCGCCAUGAAUAUUGCUCACCUCCAUCUACGUGGUCUACACUGACAAUACAGAGGGACGUCUUCUACUUGUGAUCUAUUAGGUUUAGCCGUUUAUCAUUUGGAAAUCGUGACUCAGUAAAUUGCUGGGUUGCUAACGUCAUUUCUAACAAUAGCGACUCUCGCAGUACCUUGGAGAAGGAGCUGUAUUCUCUCGCCAAGGGAGGCCGUUAUCUGGACAAGCUGAAAUUCUUGAUCGACGACGACGAGUUAAAGAGGAAGAUGAGUAUGGCUCUUUCAACAAGGAUAGAAGCGCUCAAAGCACUAAUUAUAACAACCGGUUAGAGUUUGUACCUCUGUAGAGAUCUAGCUCCUCUUCUUCUAACCUAGGUUUAUGCCUUCAUGCAAAAUAAUACUUAUUGGGACUACUUUCAUCAUUGAUUGUGGUAUCUUAUUGAAACUCUAAGGCCAACAACAACAACAAGAUUGCUGGACUACUCACUUCUUUUCCACUACUCUUAUAUACAGAUGCAUAAGUUGUAGCAUAAAAAGAAAUGCACGAAACGUGGAAUAAUUACAACUGGUUCUACAAUGUGGCUUGCCCUCUAUCCUCUAAAAUAUGCAUCGACCUAAACGGUGGAGGCGAAGAUGGCUAUACCCCGUUGAUGACCGCAUGCGAAGCCGGUCAUUUACAAGUUGUGCGUCUGUUUGUGGCAACCUUGCUCCGGGAAAAUAGUGAAGGAUCAGCACAGAUCUUCGGAAGUAUAUUUGCGGUAAAGAAUGGAGAACAUGGAGCACAUCAAGAUAAGAUUAAGGCUUCAGUAGUAUAACAAGACUACAUCCUUAGCGUCAUCGUCCUUACCUCUUACAAUUUUUCUGAGUUCUAUUUUCAUAAAAAGGUAGAAGGGAAUUGUCUAGGUUGUACUUUAUAGAAGAAAGACAAGGAUGCUCCUAUCUUCAUUCAAGGAUGCCAAUCGUCCGGUAGCCUCUCUAAAAGUGAAAGCUUAUUUCAUCACUCAGGGAUGCCAAUCGUCCGGUAGCCUCUCUAAAAGUGAAAGCUUGUUUCGUGUCAAUUCCGUACUAGCUUCUCUAAUAGCAAGGCCUUCCGCAAAAGCGAUUAUCGAAUGGAUCUUUCUCGAAAGAAUUCAUAUGGCCAAACAGCUUUGUCUCUGGCCGCGACACGCGGACAUGCUGACAUUGUCGAAGCUUUAUUGGAUGCUUUCAAAUCGUUGAACAUGCAGCUUCCCUUUGGUUGCGCUCUAACGAAUCAGUACAUUGUUAAGGGUUACCAAAUUGCAUCCUUCCUACCAUUCUUGACUUGCUUGCUAAUAGGAAUGAUGUUGCUAAUAGGAAUGAUGUCUGAAGAAUGUAAUUGCGCAACCUCCAACAUUGACAAUUGUCGCCGUUUUCUCGAGACGGAUCGACCUGCGGAGAAGGCUCGAAAGUUGGGGCAUCUAGCGAUAGCGAAUAAGAUCUCGGGUUUUGCAGCUAAAUGGCAGAGGAUGGCCUUAGAACAAGCUUUAGACACCGUUAGUAAGAACUUGAGCUGCAGUGUAGAAGUAGAAACCGUUUUUAGUAAUAAAAACGCCUCUCCUGGUCCUGGUGGGCCUCCUGGAGGAAUUUUUUCCGGACCAGUAGGCGGGACUAGCACUAGUAUCUUCGGACGAUUCGCGGGUAGCGGAGGAAGUACAACUUGUGGCCUUUUUGGUGCUGCACCUCAACAACCACGAGAUACAAUCUUCAACUUCUCCGCUACCUCCAGAGUUUCUACGGUUUCCACCUCCACGGCAUCUGAGACUUUUAGUGCAACUACACCGGGAGGAUCUUCUACUAGCACAUCGGGAACCAGUACACCUGAAGAUGGUGCUGGAAAUGCUGCCACUUGCGACUCCCUCGCGCAACGUUGCGUUGCAGUAUGCAAGGCAGCAGGUGUGAGUGUUGUUGUCCAGAACGACGAUGGGGAUGCCGAGACGGACUACGGAGAGACGGCUCAAGAUCAUUAAGGCUUCACCUAAAGAUAAGUAAUCUCUCUCUUCUAUGUAUCUAUAGGGUGGAGGAUCUGUCUCUCAAGUCACUAGUAGUCUCAACUAGUGGUCUCAAAUAGUACACAGUACAUAUUUAUAAGGUUAUUAUUUUAUAUUAUAUGCUUGAUGGAUCAGAAUGCACCACAUCAAGGGAUGCGCAUGGGUGCAAAAAAGAGGGAAGCUGUCGCUCUAGAUUUCUAUUAAGAAUGAUUUUGCAAAGUAGAGACCAGCUCCAUCUGUGCCUUGAUUUCUAAGAAAGUCAAAGUACUUUGUGCGAAAUCUGUUAUGUUGGAGAGCGGCAGUAUGCCUUCGUGCCCUGCUUCCAUGCGAAGUUUUGCAAAGACUGCGCAAACGAGUGCUUCGAAAGUGCAGGCACGUGUCCGAUAUGCAGAACAAAAUGCACUGACAUUCAACGCAUUUAUUUAUGAACGACCUGAAGGCAUUUUGAAAAGUUCGAGGUCGUUUUGAACGACCUGAAGGCAAUUUCAGCCAAUACUUUGAAACGUCCUAGGUAUACUUUAUUAUUAUGACUUUACAUCAAGACAGAAGCGGAUGCAAUGGCUUUUCGUCAUUAGUAGUCAAUACUCAUACAUCAAGGGGAACAACUGUUAAAUACUAUGAAUCCGUUGAAGGCAUUAUUACUCUUUUUACCUAUGAACCUGAAGGCCGUUAUCUACCUCCGUGUGAACCUGGGCGCAUUGAUUUGUGAACAUGAGCAUUGUCUAGGUUGAGCAUCAGUUUUGUUGUUUUGAUAUAGUCACUACGCAAUGAUCCGUCCAAUGUGUAUUUGAUGUUUCAAAAUCAUUGUUGUUUCGAACUUCUAGACAAAAAUCAUAUUAUACUUAUAGUUAGCAAAUAAAUUUGAGAAUAAGCAGUACAUACAUUCAGAAACUUUUUGUGCAUGGCCGAGUUGAAGGUUUUUUUCUCAUCUAUUUGAAUGAAUUCCAUAACAGUAUCGUUAUUAACAUAUUAAGGGACUGUCUCAAUCAUGACUCCUAGUUGUUUUCUUCAACGGAUGUUGGGCGCUCGAGGAAGUGUAUACUGCCGAUGCUUGCCCCUGCGAUGGCUCAAGGGUGAGUACUUCUAGGAGCGCGACAUCAUUCAUAUUUAUUAAGGAUCGUCGUACUGAUUGGACUGUCGUACUCGUAUACUGACUAGUAUAGAAUUUUCACUUUGUGUGGCGUACGUAUAUCAUUUGCCGCAGAACAAGAAUUACCUAAUUCCUAACAGAGGUGGUCGCCAACUCAAGACUACCAUGCUGCGCCUUUCUAUUCGCAAUUGUAUCUUUGUAAGACGAGCACAAUUGAAUCCAUUCCCAUGACUGUCACGAGCGCUUGAAUUUUAUUUGGACACGACUCAAGGUUGUUCUUGUUGAUACGGACCAGAAGAAAAUCGGACCUGGUCUUGGCGUUUGUUUCUUUGUGCUAUGAUGUUGAAGACUUUUACAGCAGGCACACUUUUCACCCUCAAGAAUGCUACGGCGCUCUGUAACUACCAAUGCUAAGCGGUGUAUUUUUAUGAGUUCGUUGUUUAUCCCCGAUUCAUUUUCAUCUUCAAU